AUGGACUCAGACGCACCCAUAGAAGUCGGCUCGGUGCUGCAGGGCGCAUCCAUCAACCGACAUCCAUCACCGCGACAUGACGUGAACCCAUCGACCGCCGCAUCCAAGAAACAGCCAGUCCAUCUCAAUGAGCACCCCGAUGCUGACGCCUCUGAUGUUGGAGAAGACGAGAUUCCUCUCAGUGUGUUGGAUCCGGUUCCGCGGAACAAGGCAAUGCCUCCGCUGCCAGACCUCCGAUUCGAACAAAGCUACUUGAAGAGCAUUGAGCAUGCAGAUGGAUGGAAGGGUGUGCUGUGGAUUACGCUGCGAGAUCAGGUCAUAAUGUGUUUUGCACAGGGUGUUCUAUGGACCCUCCUCCUCAACGGCUGGAGGCAUUGGAAUCGAUCAACAAAGUUCAGUGGACAGGGUGUAGGCGCGCGGAUACGGAGGUGGUGGUGGGGUGUCAACAACUGGAGUAUACCGACCGCAAAAUCAAGACUGAGGGACCCAAAGCUGGCGAGAAAUGUGUCCGAGUACUACAAGGGUGAGUUUUCAAAUGCAGGUCAAGAUUGA
Bipolaris zeicola 26-R-13 is the source of this 552-nucleotide messenger RNA. RefSeq lists its product as uncharacterized. NCBI's taxonomy places the organism in Eukaryota, Fungi, Ascomycota, Dothideomycetes, Pleosporales, Pleosporaceae. Bases 1 to 552 code for a protein of 183 amino acids. The record is from RefSeq and is a predicted model, not a curated record. Gene Ontology annotation, biological process: mitophagy. Gene Ontology annotation, molecular function: mitochondrion autophagosome adaptor activity. The transcript has 3 exons.